AUGGGAACAGCUGGCAUCGAUGGGGACUUAGGCUGGGACCAGUACCGCAACCGGCGGCAUCAGAAUGAAGGCUCCAGGAUCGACUACGUCAUGGUGGACAGAGCCUUCUUCCAAGCGCACGCCUCGCCGGGAGGAGGUCUUGCCUCUUCCGGGCGGUUGCAGCCCAACAGCGCUGCUGCAGCGUUAGAUGCUGCCACGUUUGGUGGCAUCUCUCAACCCGCCCCCUUCAAUGGCGGAAUGCCUGAGCUGGAAGAGGAUGAGUACUUCGCGCAGUUCCGGGCAGACAAGGAGGGCCCCUCCACUGGAAUUGUCUACACGCCUCAACAGCUGUCGGACCAUGUGGCGGUUUCUCUCCUGCUGCGUCAAGGUUCCAACGUCGGCAG
Messenger RNA from Cladocopium goreaui, 383 nucleotides. Lineage: Eukaryota; Dinophyceae; Suessiales; Symbiodiniaceae. The record is from the annotation of a GenBank genome assembly.